Molecule: messenger RNA, 1860 nt
Organism: Laetiporus sulphureus 93-53
Lineage: Eukaryota; Fungi; Basidiomycota; Agaricomycetes; Polyporales; Laetiporaceae
Exons: 15
Coding region: 1-1860 (619 amino acids)
Source: RefSeq, a predicted model, not a curated record
AUGACUGUCCUCACACAUCCCGUACUCCCUCCCUGCCCUCAGAUUUAUGGCCACUCAAGCACGACCUUCAAGCUCCCCCCUCUAAAGGGCUCAUUGACUGUCCCUGAGCUUUUUGACUGGCAGGCGCAGAACUCUCCGUUCCCCCGCGUCUUUACAUUCACCGACAAUAAUGGCACAAAGCUUGUCAGGAGCUGCCUUGGCUCACAGCCUGGGAUACAUGAAACUCCAGCCGUGGCAAUUCUUGCUAUGUUAGAUGGCAUUCCAUACUUCACGAUGGUGAUCAGCAUCAUGUGUGCAGGCUACGCUGCCUUUCUCAUCUCCUCAUGUAAUUCACCAGCUGCCAUCAUCCACCUGAUCAGCCAGGUGGGAGUUAAACACCUAUUCAUCAGGCUGGAACCGUCCAUGGAGGAACUCGCCGAUAAGUUCAAGGGUGCAAAUGCUCCUGCAUUGAUUUUGCACUCAUCCGCCUGUGGCAGGUAUCACAGAUGCACAUUCUUCAAGCCUAAGUCACCUCCUACUGUGCUGUCACCAGAUGUGAUGAUUCAAGCUAUCAAGGCAACUAAAUGUGACAGCAUCGCUGCUGUUUCAGCAGUGGUCGAGAUGUGGUCUAGCGUCCCAGACUACGUAGACUAUUUUAAGACAUGUCAGGGCCUCAUAUGUGGUGGCGGACCUCCCAGCAAAGAGGUGGGCAACUUUUUGGCAUCGGAGGGCAUCACUAUUUUCAACCUCUACAGAUUAACUGAGGGCGGCCCGCUGAUGUUCCUGGACUGCACCAAGGCACACAUGAUCCUGCAGGAUGAUGGCUCGUACGAGUUCAUUCUCAUGACCAAGGAUGCCCUUCACCUGGUCGUUUUGAACGCUGAUGCCAAUGGCAUACACUCUUAUGUGACAUCUGAUCUUGUGAUCAGCCACCCGAUGAAGCCAGGAUUCUGGAAGAUCCACAGCUGUAUGGAUGACCAGAUCAUGCACAGCACAGGAGAGAAGCCAACUGAGCAGUCACUAAUAUUCUUCCUCCCGACAAAUCUGGGCCUGCUUGUCAUCUUGAAGGAGUACGGCCAGGAGAUCAACGACAUCUAUGAUUUGGUCAAGAAGAGUGUGCAAUUGAAUGUCCCUCCUCCAGAGAAGUGGUAUCUGGACUCAGCUGCAUGGUUCAUCUUGCAGGCAAUGUACAUCUGCAAUGCUGUCCUCCACGGCUUGCAGGAGACAGCAAAGAUCGACACCCGCAAGAUUGUCAGCAACUUCGUCUACGACUACCCAACGUCUCGACUCUCGCGUCGUUCAUCUCCAGCCUCGCACUCGGCACGGUCGACGGAAAGAAAGUGGAUUCUCCAGUCACAUAUUAACGCCAUGCAUGCAAUGAUGGCCAAGUAUACAUCUGACUUCCUGGCUCACAAGCGAAACGAGGUUGCGCUUGGCACGAGGUCGCAUGAAGAUGUUGUCUUCAUGACCGGAACCAUUGGCAGUCUGGGCUGCCAUCUCCUGUCACAGAUGGCUGCAAUCUCGAGGUCGCCAUCAUCUAUGCAUUCAACAGGCCUGCAAGGAACCAAAUUCCUCUUUUCAAGAGGUAGAAGGCUGCCUUGGCUGACCGCAGCCUUGAUAAUUGAACAGAUCCUUUAUGCCGCUGGCAAGAAGAUAGUGUUGGACCCGUUGGUUGUGCAUGAGGGCCAGGGCCUGGAUGGUGCAUGGAACAUGCACGAGUGGUACCCCUCAUUGGUGCAAAGUGCGCCGAAGCUCAGAUGCUUCCCCGACGACCACAAGGGCAUCAACUUUAUUCCUCUGGAUACCAUCACUUCUGCGAUCAUUGACAUGAGUGGCUGCGUUGCGCGCUCCGUGACAUGCCAUGUGAUUGUGCGACAUUAG